AUUAAUUACCUUCAGACUUCAAACAUGAAAGAACUUGACACUAUUGAGGAAUUCAACGACUUCUUGAACGACAACCCAGGCAAACUAGUUGUCAUCGACUUCUUUGCUACCUGGUGUGGACCAUGCCAGUUCAUUGGACCUUAUGUAGAGCAACUUGCAGAAGCAGAUAAGCUCAAAGGCAAAGCAGUAUUUGCCAAAGUCGACGUUGACAAGAACGACGAUGCCUCUGCUGAAUACGGAGUUGAAGCUAUGCCAACCUUCAUGUUGUUCUUGAAUGGAUCCAAAGUUGACAGCGUUAGAGGAGCAGAUAUUCGCAAGCUGAUCACUAAGAUAGAGACCCAGAUCAGCAAGUUAUAAGGAGAGUGAAAGACCUAUCGGAGAUAGCCUCUCAAAGUAUAAUCUAAUUAUUACUAAUUGUUG
This is a messenger RNA of Moneuplotes crassus, 420 nucleotides long. The record is from the annotation of a GenBank genome assembly. NCBI's taxonomy places the organism in Eukaryota, Ciliophora, Spirotrichea, Euplotida, Euplotidae.